CAGAUUACCGGAGCAUAAACCAAAAACCAACCAUGGAAGCCAAAUUGUGCGACCACGGCUUUUGUACACAUUAUAUGAUUAUAAACGCCAAUGAAGCCUCUUUCUUUGAUAUUGUUAAACUCUUGUUUUCCAAUAAUUUGAAGAAGAGAAAAUUUAUCCAAUCCUCUUUCUCAAGAGAGGACAGUUUUUUUUAUCGACUUCUUGUAGUCAUUUCUACACUGUUGCAAAAGUUUCUGCUUAUGAUUUACACGCCGAUGGCGAUGAUGGGGAUAACGAUAGAGACUUUACUCAACUUCUUCAGUCUUAAUGGCGGCUUCCGUGGUCUCCUGAGAAAUAUCGUGCGAGUGAAGGUAGUGAUUCCAGACAGGAAGGCUGCAACAUAUCUCUCUUUUAUCGGAUUUACAGACACGAGAAUGAAGUUAGACAGUGACAUUAAACAUGGAAAUCCCAUGUAUUAUCCUGCACUUUCGAUUAUGGCUUGUAAAGCUGUUUACAAUAAUGCUGCUUAUAACCAAGCUCUAAUCGAAAAUCAGUGGAAGAUGGAGUUCUUGGGAUUUAAAAAUUACUGGAAUGAUUUCUUGCAAAGAGCUGAAACACAAGUUGUAAUGUUUCGAGACAAAAAUGUUGACCAUGACACCAUCGUCGUCUGCUUCAGAGGGACUCAACCGUUUAACACCGAGGAUUGGUGCUCAGACGUGGAUUUGUCUUGGUUCGAAUUCCCCCACAUCGGAAAGAUUCAUAGCGGUUUCUCGAAAGCCUUGGGAAUGCAGAGUAGUGCAGGUUGGGCGAAACAAGUGGUUCCCGAUUCAACCCACGGUCAACGCCGACUGCCGUUGGCUUACUACGACAUAAGGGACACGUUGAAAGACCUUCUGGAAAAGAAUCCUGAAGCCAAAUUUAUAGUGACGGGCCACAGUUUGGGCGGCGCGUUGGCUGCUCUUUUCCCAGCGAUUUUGUUUUACCACAAGGAGCAGAUGUUGUUGGAGAGAAUGGAAGGGGUUUAUAUGUUCGGUUAACCCAGAGUCGGCGACGAUGCGUUCAGGGAUUACAUGGCGAAGAACUUGAGAAAGCAUGGGAUUCACUUUUUCCGAUAUGUUUACUGUAACGAUAUGGUUCCUAUAGUUCCCUUUGUUGGAGUGUUCAAGCACUUUGGUACCUGCGUUUACUACAACAGCAAAUAUCAACCAUCGAUAGUAGAUGAAGAACCAUACAAAAACUACUUCUCAAUUGGAGGUUCGAUUGCAAUGCGAAUAAACGCCGUCUAUGAAAUGAUAAGAAGCUUCCUUAUGUGCAACGAGUAUGGACCAGAUUACAGAGAAGGUUGGGUACUUCUUGGCAUGAGAAUCCUUGGUUUGCUGAUUCCUGGUAUACCUGCCCAUUGUGCCCAAGAUUAUGUCAACUCCACUCGUCUUGGAAAGCUCAGCCAUGUUUUUUUCCACCAUUUCCACCAUAAAUA
This is a messenger RNA of Hibiscus syriacus, 1456 nucleotides long. Its product is annotated as triacylglycerol lipase OBL1-like. Gene Ontology annotation, molecular function: triacylglycerol lipase activity. Lineage: Eukaryota; Viridiplantae; Streptophyta; Magnoliopsida; Malvales; Malvaceae. The transcript is spliced from 6 exons. Bases 33 to 1016 code for a protein of 327 amino acids. Gene Ontology annotation, biological process: lipid metabolic process. The record is from RefSeq and is a predicted model, not a curated record.